Messenger RNA from Drosophila bipectinata, 5841 nucleotides. It is a transcript of the gene Meltrin, whose product is annotated as meltrin. Gene Ontology annotation, biological process: membrane protein ectodomain proteolysis. The record is from RefSeq and is a predicted model, not a curated record. NCBI's taxonomy places the organism in Eukaryota, Metazoa, Arthropoda, Insecta, Diptera, Drosophilidae. Gene Ontology annotation, molecular function: metalloendopeptidase activity.
AUACAAUAAUACUGCCAGCUGUAAGUCUUUCUCCAGGCCGCGAAGCAAACGCACGACAGCGCUCGUCUGCUUGGGAUUUUCACGAUUUUCCUGAAGGCAGCGCCGGAAAAUAAAAAAAACGCCCGCCUCUCCCACCAGUGCAUCCAGUGGAUAAAGUUUAUUCAUUUUGCAAGACUCGUCGUUCGGACGCUACGGAAAUCUUUGCCUGCGCGAGACUCGUCGAAAGGAGCACAAUUGCGGGUUAUUCGGUGUCUGUGGUGUGUGUGUGCUGCUCAAUAAAUUGGAUAAAAGUCCGCAGAAAUUAAAAAAAAAAGUGGGGUUGGAGCUGGAGCUGGAGCGAGAACGCCACGAAGUCCAAUAGAAAGCUUCUGAGUGAUUGUCGCUGCCUUUUGUUUUGGUCCCCCUGUUUGUUUACGCGUCAAAAGCGAGUGUCUCCAACUUCCCUUUGUGUACAGUGCUGAUUCGCGAAUGGUGCACGGGAAUCUGUAACGUCCGCCCCCCGCCCGCGUCCUGAUUCGAAGUCACAGCCCCGCCUUCGGGGCCAUCAGAUGGAAAUGCAGCAGGAAGUGUGAGGAGCGCAAUGAUGUGAUGUCUCCACACAUUCCGCUAUCGUCAGCCAAAGCAAAUAUCCCGAUCCCCAAUAUUAACUGCAACAACCACGAGGCCCAGCCGCCGAAGAUGUCACAGAGGUCGCGUUUCCAUCUGCAGCUGCCUCUGGUGCUCCUGCUGGUGCUGCAGAGCACAUGCUGGCUGCCAGCGGAAGCUGCCGCGGAGAGCGGCGGAGGAAAGCCAAAAGCUGACUAUUUUCCUGCCACUCACGAGUUCUCAACUCACACUGUGAUACGACCCCAGGUGCAACAUGGGCGCACUAAGCGCAGCCUGCUCUCCACCCUGGACGCCACCGACGGCCUUCACACGCCGCAAAUCACCCUGAGCUACAUACACGGGGGCAAGCGGACCAUCAUCGACCUGCAGAGGAAUGAUGGCCUGCUCCCGGACAAGCAUUUCCUGCGCUACCAGAACUCCACCGGGGCCGCCUCCACUGGCGACCACGUGGUGCGCAAUUUCACCAAGACUGAGGUUGAUUUGUGCCACUACCAGGGCCAUGUGCGAGGUCAACCCGAUUCCAUAGUGGCGCUCUCCACCUGCAACGGCGUCUUGGAUGGCAUCGUCUUCGAUGGACGCGAGACGUACUUCAUCCACCCCCACGUGGAGAGCACUGGGCGCCUGCAGGACCACCACUACCUGUUGAGGCAGGCGGACAGGCUCCCAACGAACGCCACCUGUGGCUACGAUGGCCACACCGAUAACCACAGUCACGGCGAGGACACGGAUGGCAACACACUACCGGAGGACGUUUCACUGCCACCCCUCCACCACCUGGAUGGCGGGGAGUUCCAGAACACGCUCCUGAGGAGGCGCCGCAGCACGGACGACAGCAGCCAGCUGAUCCGGGGACCCUACAACGCCAACAAGUACUCCAGCUACGUGGAGCUGGUGAUCGUGGUGGACAACAAGGUGUACAAGCACUUCCAGGAGAGCGCCAAGAAGGUCCACCAGCACUGCAAGAACCUGGCCAACAUCAUCAACGCGCUCUACGUGCCCCUUAACAUCUUCGUGGCCCUGGUGGGCGUGGUGAUCUGGAACGAGUCGAACGAGAUCGAGUUCUCCAGCGACGGCGACGUGACCCUCCGAAACUUCCUGAACUACAGGAGCACCAAGCUGGUGGUGGAGCACCCCAACGACAACGCUCAGCUCCUGACCAAGGAGACCUUCGCGGGCGGCGUGGUGGGCAAGGCGCUGAAGGGCCCCAUCUGCACCUACGAGUACUCCGGCGGCGUGAGCAUGCAGCACAGUCCCAACACGGCGAUGGUGGCCACCACAAUGGCCCACGAGAUGGGGCACAACUUCGGCAUGGAGCACGACACGCCCGACUGCCACUGCCCGGACGAGAAGUGCGUGAUGGCUGCCUCAAGCACCUCAGUGGUCCCCGUGAGCUGGAGCAGCUGCAGCAUCGACCAGCUGACCAUAGCCUUCUCCCGGGGAAUGAACUACUGCCUCAGGAACAAGCCGGAGCGGCUCUUUGAGUCGCCAACGUGCGGCAACGGAUUCGUGGAGCCGGGGGAGCAGUGUGACUGCGGCCUGCCGGAACACUGCCAGAAUGCCUGCUGCAACGCCCACACCUGCAUGCUGCACUCGAACGCCUCCUGCGCCACCGGCGAGUGCUGCGACCUGGCCACCUGUCGGCCCAAGAUGGCCGGCAGUGCCUGUCGCGAGGCGGAGAACGAGUGCGAUCUCCCGGAGUACUGCACGGGCGAGUCGGAAUACUGUCCCGCCGAUGUCUUCCGCCGCGACACGGAGCCCUGCGACGGCGGACAGGCCUACUGCUUCCACGGAAACUGCCGCUCCCACUCCAACCAGUGCCGCAUCUUGUGGGGAUCCACGGGAGAGAACUCUGAGCACUGCUACGACAAGAACAUGGCCGGCGACCGGAUGGGCAAUUGUGGGUACAACCGCCUCAACAAAACCUUCCUCCGCUGUGAAUCGGAGCACGUCAAGUGCGGAAUGCUGCACUGCAUCCACCUGAACGAGCGUCUGGAGUUCGGCAUGGAGUCGGCGGCUGUGCUCUCGCACUCCUACAUCAGCCACGAUCGCAAGAUUGUGGCCUGCCGCACCGCCGUGGUGGACCUGGGCCUGCAAAGCACGGAUCCGGGCCUGACGCCCAACGGAGCCAAGUGCGGCGAGGAUAAGAUGUGUGUGAACCAGAAAUGCCUUCCGGUGGCCACCGUGCGCUCCACCGGCAUGGGCAAGGCCUGUCCGGACAACUGCAACGGCAACGGAAUAUGCAACAGUAUGGGGCACUGCCACUGCGACGUGGGCUUCGCAGGCGAGUCCUGCGGCAAGGCGGGAGCUGGAGGUUCUCCCGACAGUGGACCUGCCACAGAUCCGAAUGGAUCCCCGGGCCUGAAGCGCUUCUUGUACGUGCUCUUUUUCCUCGUCCUGCCGGCGGUGGCCUGCUGCUGGCUGCUCUACCGAUGCCACAAGAGCGGACUCUUCAACGGAAAGCUGAAGGACAAUAUCCUAAAGUCCUCGGGAGUGAGCAAGCCUGCCACCGCCAGAAGCAAUCAAAACGGCAGUGGCCCUCCGCCUGGCAAUGGACUACUGAAGUCGACGCCGAGCAGCACGGACGACAUGGACUCCGCCUUACUGAAGUCCCCGACCGAGUCCGCACCUACCACCGCUGGAAUGUUUGGAAAGUUCGAUGGCUUCACCUUGCGGCCCUUGAACGACGCCACGACGCCUUCAGGAAACUACAGUGGGCCGAACGUGGCCUUUGUGCAGCCCACCGUCCAGCAAGAUGCAGGCGCGCCCCAGCGUGCUGCUCCUCCUCCGCCGGCUAUCAAGUCACCGCCCAGUCCUAAACCGGAAGCCACUUAUGUGCGGCCGGCCCCUGCUCUGCCUCCUCCCAAUCCGGGAUCCACCGCAAGACCCAUUAUUUCGCCACCGAAACUAGACUCCAGUACCUUGAGCAUGGUACCCCUGAAGGGCAGCACCGACGAUGUGUCACCUCGCUCGGGCUCCGUUCCACCUCCGCCAGUGCCCCUUCACUCGGACCCCAAACUGAAUAUGAAACGCGAUGGCACCAUUCGCCGGUUGACUUCCUUUUUGAAAAAGGACGAGAAACCUCCUCUGAAGGAGAAGACCUACAUUGACCGGGAGCGGCUGAGGACCUUGGAGAUAUCGGCUCCCAUGCCGGUGCCGGCUGCCCCACAGACGGAGUCCUCGAACUCCGACUCGGAGACCACUCCCCGCGAGGAGGAAACCCAAAAUCUGGUGAAACGAGCCCAAUCAAUGAGGUCUCCUACCAAGAAGACCCCCUUGCAGUCCUUCGGUUCUAUGCGCUCUCCACCUGGGCUGCCGCGUCCCAAGAGCGGUCAGGUGAAUAACUCCAGUGGAACCUCCAGGCCAAAAUCGCCUCCUCCCAGGCCUCCACCGGUGGUGGUGAAGAAGACGAACUCGAUCACAUCAGCCUCGGGUUACCAGCGACCCGUUUCCACGGCCCAGCGGUCAGUGGAGAACACCUACGACGACUGCGAGUUUGUCGAGCGGGAAACCCGCGCCUCCAACGACGACAUCUACUCGGUAAUUGACGAGAUUCCGCCGGCGGCCCAAACCCUGAAAAGAAGCGAUCUGGUGGCCAACCGGGUGAGCAAUGGCAGUGACAUGGGGCUGCUGAAUGAGAUCGUCAAUGAGCUGGAGAAGAUCAACGGAGAGUCUGUGUACUCGGGCAAACCAGUGGCGGUGGGAGCCGCAGCCCCAUCAGUAGAUACUCCCAAGAGUCCCCAACGACCUGCUCCGCCCAAGCCGGCUAGCAGUGUUCUGGAGGAGAAGGCGGCAGCGGCAGCCAGCACAUAUCAUCGGCCUGCGGCUGUAAAUGCACCAGUGGCCCGGGUUAAGCCCACACUGGCGGACAAAUCUGCGCCGCCUCCCAGCAUGUCCAGCUUCAAGCCGCCGGCGGGAACCGGCGUCCAGGCUGUGGCCCCUGUGGCUCUCCACCAGGCCAAGCGGAGCAGCAGUGGUAGCAUCACAGGAGGAGGAAACAACUCGGCCUCCCGUCCCAAGUCUUUUGUGAAAAGCACAACCAAAACACUGCCCAAUGGAACGGGGGCGACGUCUGCGCCCUCGGCCACUAUCCAGAAGCCGAAGCCGCUCUCGGCCAAGCCAUCGUUUAGCGGCGGAGCAGCUGGAGGCAUUCCGGGAAAGCGGCUUAACGGGGCGGCGGCCCCCACCCCGCCCACCGUAAAGACUACAGCGGCGCCCAAAUCCAGCAUCGCGUCCCUGGCGCAACGAUUCGAGCAGAACAAGUAGACUAAGACCGAGCACUGGGCGGGGCGAGUAGGAUAAAGGCAUAGCUUGACAUGGGUGCAAGGAUGCAAGACAGGACGCAGUUCCUUCAGAUGUUUUAGGCUUAUGUUGAAGAUGAUUCCGUUGCUUACGUAUUUCGUUAUGAUUAGCUGUUUAUAAGAAUAGCAUGUAUGAUAUACAUUUUUCAAAACUCAUUUGGAUGAUACUGUGAAAGGUCCUUGUUUAUGGGAACAGAAUUCUUUUGAAUUUGAGUGUACAUAUUCUUAGGAAUAGUUUUUUGUUUUUAGGUUUAAUCUUGAGUUUACGUCUUACAAAAUACAGUGUAUAUUAGUCUUUAUUUUUGUAAAAUAGUUGAAAGAGAUUGAGCUUCACCAUAGAUGCACAUUAUUUUUGGAAAAACAGAGCAGCUACUGCCCCAGCCCCGAGUAAUACUAAGUUCCCGCCCUAUGCGGAUUCGACUUUUAAGCUUUAGUUAAGAUACAAUCAAAUAUUAUUUGACUCUGACUGCAACUAAGCCCGACUCGACUCUGAUAUUCAUUCCCGAACCGAUCGACCCACUAUUUAGAUGUAAGCAUUGCUGGACUCAUGUGCUAAGUUAUGUAUCUCAAUGGUUAAUGUUUAAGCGCCGCUUGUGAAGUUUAGUUUAGCCCUUACUAACUUGUAUUUAUGUAGCAUGUUCGUAUGCAGUAAGACAUAUGCUUUUGUAAAUAUAAACCAAAGAAGUUCAAUUGUCACAACAAAGCGCCGCCUCGAAGAAAUCAAUUAAAACGAUGUACAGCUGGGAUAUUGAGAGUAAACAAAUAAGAAACAAAAUAUGUAAUACAUAAAAAGUAAGAAUCGGAGGUUUAGUAGCGAAACCAAUUUUAACUGUCUCAAUGUUGCGAAUUACGUUGUAUGCUCCUAUGUAACGACGAUAUCAAACGUGUAUAGAGCCGAAGUUAUGUUAUAAAAUAUAUGUUCACCUAAAUCGAAAAA